This is a messenger RNA of Salvia hispanica, 3102 nucleotides long. NCBI's taxonomy places the organism in Eukaryota, Viridiplantae, Streptophyta, Magnoliopsida, Lamiales, Lamiaceae. The record is from RefSeq and is a predicted model, not a curated record.
AUGGAAGCCGUUGCUACAGCUGGCGUCGAAGUUGUCGUCCAAAACCUGAUCAACUUUCUCAAGGAAGAGUACUCUCUGCUUCGAGGUCUUGAGGAAGAAGCCGGAAAGCUGCAGGAGACUUUGGAGAUGAUUCAAGCCUACUUGAGUGACGCUGAGACGAAAUCCACCGGUGAAGCAGUCAAGAUGUGGUUGAGGAAACUUGAAGCUGUGGCUUUCGAUGCUUAUUAUGUUUUGGAUGAAUUCAACUAUCAUUUUCUCUACAAAAAAGCGAGGGAAAUGAACGCACCCAAUCCCAAUCCCAAGCCGAAGAAUAAGGUACUAUCAUGCUUGUCAUCCUGUACUAGUAGUCGUAUUUCACGUCGCUCUAAAAUGGCUCAUACCAUCAAACAAAUCAAUGCGAAUUUCGAGUCUGUGAACAAAAAGGCAACACAACUUGGCCUUCAAAAUAUGCUUGCGUAUGCACCCCCUGCUGUUGUUGAUACCUCUGAUGAGACUGAUUCGUUGAGUCUUGAUCCAAUAUUUAUUGGUAGAAAUCAUGAUGUGCCUAAACUAGUUGACAUGCUCACACAGACCCACCCAGAAGAAGAUAAACGGAUGUUCUCCAUCAUUGCUCUUGUGGGAAUGGGUGGUAUGGGGAAAACUACGUUGACUAAAAAAGUCUUCAAUCAUGAAAGGGUGAAGGCUCAAUUCGGAUCACUUAUCUGGGUUCAUGUUUCUCAAUCUUUUGAUCCCAUCAUUCUUUUUAAAAAAAUCUUGUCAGCAUUGACUAGAGAGAUCAUUGGUGAGGUUCAAAGUAGGGAAGUCAUACUGAAAAAACUUCAAGAAGCUCUCAAGUCAAAAACUUUUCUUCUUGUUCUUGAUGAUGUAUGGAAUGAAGAUGUUUCCAAGUGGGAAGACUUUAUAAACUCCAUGUCAGGAGUUAGUUCCACUAUGGGAAAUGGAAUUAUCAUCACUACCAGAAGUCAAAAUGUUGCUUCAAUUGUGAGACCACUUGAAUACACUUUAAGUGGUUUAUCAGAUGAUGAUUGCUGGUCUAUAAUUAGAGAAAAAGCUUUUGAUGGAAAUGAAGAAGUCCCACCACAAUUUGAGAUUAUUGGGAGAAAGAUUGCAGAAGCAUGUCGAGGUUUGCCCUUAGCUGCCAAUGUAGUUGCUGGUGUGCUUCGACGGUGUAAGUUCGAAGAAGAGUGGCGCUUAAUCAGUGUAAAUUGUCUUUCAGAUGCUGAAGGUGCUGAAAGAAUAAAAAAAAUACUGAAAUUGAGCUUUGAUUAUUUGCCUUCACCAUCCCUCAAGAAGUGCUUUGCAUAUUGUUCAAUUUUCCCUAAAGGUCACCGGAUUGGGAAGCAGAGAGUUAUUGAGCAGUGGAUGGCAGAAGGUUUUCUUCAACGAGAUGAAAGAAAUGAGAUGGAAGAUGUGGGAAAUAAGUAUUUCAAUGUUCUUCUACACAACUCUUUGCUUCAAGUUGCAUGGCGAGAUGCUAAUGGAAAUGAGAGAGGUUACAUGAUGCAUGAUCUUGUGCAUGAUCUUGCAUCUUCUGCUCUAUCUAACAAUGCAGAAGGAAGCACCCCCACCCGAUACAUGUUUCUUGAAAAAGAAACAAGUCAUAUUUCGAAAGAAGUGGCCAAGCAAUUGCGUACAUUAAUCUUGGAAAGUGGAACUUCUGGUAUAUUGUUCUCAGACUUCCAGUGUCUGCAUAGUCUAACUCUCGAUGAUUAUUAUAAUAUUAAAGAGUUGCCCAAUUCAAUUAGGGAAUUGAUACAUUUGAGAUAUCUUGAUAUUUCAAAUACGAAUACUGGAGACUUCCCGGAGUGGAUUGGUGAACUUAGUCACAUGCAAACGUUAAGAUUACCAUGGGUGUCGUCUUCGCAGAAACUGGGAAACACGCUGAAGUACUUGGGUAACUUGAGGCAUCUGUAUAUCACAUAUGUAGAUUACCUUGCGGAGAUUGGGAGAUUAACUAGUCUCCAAACACUACCUUGUUUUAGAGUGGGUGAAGAGAAGGGCUAUCAUAUUGAGGAACUCGGAAAUUUGAAAAACCUCAGUGGAGAAUUGGCUAUUAGAAAUCUUGAAAGGGUGCGUGACAAGGAAGAGGCUCUGAAAGCCAAUAUAUUGCAGAAGCAACACUUAUCUAAAUUGUGUUUUGUAUGGGACUAUCAUAGUCUGGGUGAAAGAAAUGAUGAGAGUGUGUUGGAAGGUCUCGGACCUCAUGCAAAUCUGAAGAAGUUGGCGAUUCAGGGAUACAAAGGCAAAAGAUUUCCAACAUGGUUACAGGGUGAUCCUCAUGGCUCUAGCUUACCACUUCAUAACUUGAUUGAGUUAAAACUCACUGGGUGCUCAGAAUGUGAGGAAAUAACAUUGGACCACUUGCCAAAUUUAGGGUCGCUGUUUAUAACCCAAUUAGAGAAUUUGAGAUCAUUAGAUGGGAUGGACACCCUGAAUUCUCUGCAUACCUUGGUAAUAGAAAGGUGUGAAAAUCUGAAGUCGAUUGGGAAACCAAGUUGUGGAGAAGGAGGAAAUCAAAGAAUCUUCGUUGUGAUGAGAAUUACAGACUGCAGAGAACUGAUGGAAUUUCCACAUCAAAUGCUAGAGUUGUGGGCCCCUACGAUUAAGGCUCUUGAAUUGGUAGGAUUAAGAAGCCUAAAGAAUCUACCAAUGCUAAUUGAAUGCCUCGCUAAAUCAUCUAAUCUUGGAUUUUUAACAAUCAGAGACGUUCCUAAAUUGAUGUCUGCUGGAAGUGUUGAGAGUUGGGAUUUAGGUAGCUUGAGGUAUUUAAAUAUAGAUGUGAGUGUGGAGUGGUCAAAAGAGAGUAGUGUUGCCAUUAAUGAGACUGUGAAUGGCAUAUUGGAAGGCGGUUGCAACUCACUUAAGCAGUUAACAUUAAGAGGGGUGGAAAAUUGGGAGUGGCUGCCUCAAUCAAUUCAACGUCUCACUUCUCUUUUUGAGGUGCCGCAAUGGUUUGGAAACCUCUCGGCCUCUGUGGAUGCAUUGAAGCUCCUCACUACAUUAGAGAGGUUAAAUAUUAGAAAGUGCCCGGAACUAAGUAUUGAUUUGGAGUGGCGCAACCAUCAGAAUCUCAAUAUCAAGGUUGAUGACAACCUCAUCUGA